Molecule: messenger RNA, 1222 nt
Organism: Tricharina praecox
Lineage: Eukaryota; Fungi; Ascomycota; Pezizomycetes; Pezizales; Pyronemataceae
Product: Sin3 associated polypeptide p18-domain-containing protein
Exons: 1
Coding region: 356-1045 (229 amino acids)
Biological process (GO): negative regulation of DNA-templated transcription
Cellular component (GO): nucleus
Molecular function (GO): transcription factor binding; transcription corepressor activity
Source: RefSeq, a predicted model, not a curated record
AUUCGUUCCUGUCUUCUGCUAACUGGACGCUUCAGGAACCGGAGCUGUACAAACGAAUGUAAAGCCAAAACACGGAGUGCGAUUCGAUGGAUUGAACCAAACCCUUUGCCCUAAGAUUUCCAAGGAAAGCCUCCGUGAAAGCACUAGUGCACCCCUUCGGUGUGUCUCACUUGAGCCGCGCGACACACGAAAGAGACACCGAGAGACAAGCAGCCUUGCGUCUUCCCAACUCUACUCGCGACAACAAACCCCCAACACGAAAACACGACACGACAAUCCCACCACCAGCGUCGCUCCUCCACCUCUCCCCAUCCCACCCCGCGUCGUGCCUUCCAAAAAACAAAGCACAACCACGAUGUCAUCACCGCACCCGCACGCACCGCCGACCAAAGUCGACCGCGCGCGCACCACCCCCUUCCUACUGCACCUCUACUACCGUCAAGGCGGCUUCCACCGCCUGGACGACUUCCGCAGCACCAGCCAACCACGGGACUUCAUCCAAAUCUACACAUGGCGAGACUGCACGCUACAAGAGCUCUCGAUCCUCCUUUCCGACGCCCUCCCCGCCGUGUGCCCACCGCGCUCGCGCUGCGGCUUCCGCCUCAUCUUUGCCGACACGCGCCACGGCGGCACGCGGUACACGAGUAAGGACCUGGGCGCCGUGGGUGGCAGUGGAGGCGACGAGGGCGCCGCGAAAAAGACGUUGAGCGAAGUGCAGUUUGUUGUCGGCGACUGGAUCGACGUCGCGGUUUAUCCGGAAGGCCAUGGGGGCGUUAGCGCGAGGGGUGGGUUUGCGGGCGGUAGGGGCGGUGUUCUGGGUCCGGGCAGGGAGAAUGGGUUCGGAGGGUUUAAGGUUAGGGGAGCGGCGAGGGGUGGGUUUGAGGGACGCGUGGGCGCUGGUGGUGUGCCGAGUGGGGAGUGGAGACGUGGGGAGAAGGUGGAGGAUUCGUUUGGAGGCACUGCAGCCCCACCGAUGGGGAUGGGACGUGGCUCCGGAGGGGGGCGGAGAGGCGGCGGCGGUGGAGGGAGGAGAUAUCACGAUUAGUAGACGCGUGCUUGUGGGGUCAUCUACUUCUUAAUCGCUACUUGUACUGUGUUUGGAAUGGCAGUGGAUGUUCAUUCGAUGAGCGUGUUUCAGUUCGGCUUAGUUUCCAGUAUCAUCCUCCGUGUUUCCGUUAUUUAUUCGUUUGUUGCUUCAGAGCGGGGCCAUAUCAGUGUAGAA